This is a messenger RNA of Spirodela intermedia, 12214 nucleotides long. The record is from the annotation of a GenBank genome assembly. NCBI's taxonomy places the organism in Eukaryota, Viridiplantae, Streptophyta, Magnoliopsida, Alismatales, Araceae.
AUGGCGACCUCCUCCCUCACUCCACUCCAGACCUCUGCGCUCUCCUCGAGUUUCAAGUCCAGAUCCUUUCUCUCUUCUUCUAAAUGCAAGCCUCUCCAGUGCCGCACUCCCGGGCGGGUGCCGCCGCGGUUUUCUGUCGCGGCGACGGCAACAGUGGAGUCCAACGGCGCCGUCGCCGCUCCAAAGCCGCCGGCAGAGGCCGGAGAAUACGGGCGGCAGUUCUUCCCCCUGGCUGCCGUCGUUGGGCAGGUUGGGUUGCUGGCUUUCUCGUGUAAUUGUAGUGCUUCUUGUUAGCUGUUCGAACUGCAUUUGCGUUGGGGCUGGUGAAUCGUCGUGGGCUUAUUCUUUCUGUGCUAUUUUAUUUAUCAAUUUAUACUUUAUUAAAUUUUUGAUAAUUGUUUUGCAAAAUUUUGAUAUCUUAGCCACCAAUUUGAAGCAUAUGAGAUUGGCUUUGCCUGAGACUAAAUGCCACGUAUUCAUCCACUUUCUUGAACUGCUACUUGUUCCUAAGACUGAUUUAACUAUGGCUUGCUCUUGUUUUUGGUUCUGCUGAUGUUUUUGUAAUAUUUUUUAGAUUUCGGUCUCAUGGAUUUAAGAAAGGUUCCUCCGUUUCUUUUUCUUGGAAUCUUUGGAAGCUUUGUUUACUGGGAACCAAGCAGUUCUUUUUGUUCGUGAAAACCAUUGUUCAUUUAGUUUUAUUCUUACAGUGGUAGUCUAGGCUUUAUUUUGGUGAUAGAUAUCCUUAUUACCUUGGAAGACGGUUGGCUAGUUGUACUUCCCCUUCUUCUCAUUGAGCAUGUUUGCAAUCAUGAGCCCAUAAUUUUAAGUUCAUCAUUUCUUUUGUUCUAUGUUGAUUUCACAGGAUGCUAUUAAGACAGCUUUAUUGCUUGGAGCUAUUGACCGAGAGAUUGGAGGGAUUGCGAUCUCUGGCAAGCGGGGAACAGCAAAAACAGUGAUGGCACGUGGGUUGCAUGCUAUGCUUCCUCCUAUUGAAGUAGUGCCAGGUUCCAUAUCAAAUGCAGAUCCAGCACGGCCUGAAGAGUAAGGUUACCUGAUAAUCGUUUCUUCACAUAUAUGUAAAGUUUGCAUUAUUGUUUCUUUUCAGUAGAAUCUCAGUGUUGAUGAAUAGUUCAACGAAUACCAUCAAGUUUGUUGACUAGUUCUUGUACACGAAGAUAAACCGGAUAAUGGUAUUAGACCAUACUUGGAGAGGAGUAUGAUUUGACUCCCUUCGGGAAGUCUUUCUGGAAUCAAGUAAUCUUCACAUUGUUGACAGAUGUUCUUUGUCUCUGGAGUUACAAGGAUGUGGCACAAAACGAAGCCAUGCUCUGGAAAGUGCACUGUCUUAGGAUCCAUUUUAACGUUCACCAGGGAUGUUAUUAUAGGAUGGACACCGAACUAGCAUUGAUAAAUCUGACGCUAGAAAUCAUCCUGCAACCUUAUGAAUAAUCAUGCUUAUGGCAUGGAAGUAAAUUAAAAGCACUAUGCAUUAUUUGUUUUGCGUUAAAUUUUUUACACUGAUUGAAUAUCAGAUAAAUAACAUUCGUUUUCCCUUGAUUAUUUCUCUUGUCAUAACGUCUAUCUAUUAGAUGUCAUACUUUAUUGACGAUUUUAGUGUAAAAUAAUACAGCUGUGUACUGGCCAGCCCAACUAGUGACACAUGAUUAUUGGCUAAAUCACUCAGUAAAGAUCAUCAAACUUUACAUAAUUUUACAUUAUGGUUCUGAACUGGGAUUUUGUUCGAUGUGUUGGAAACGAAAGUUUGAUAAAUGAAAUAUUGUCUCCUUCUUCAAGGGGAAUAGAUAUAUAUGACACAAAUGCAUAAUAUACCGAUAGUAUUGGACGUAUAAUAUGGAGCAAUGCACCAUUUUUCUGGAUAGUGUUCAACCACCAGAAUUGACUAAAAUUUCCAAUCAGGUUACACUCUUGUCACAUGGAUUUAUUUAAUGAUUUGACCUGUAGUUUCAAGUUUUAUUUUUUUGUUUCAACCCUUUAAAUGUUAGCUUAUGGUUUCUUUUCAGGACUUCCAUUUCUACUUCGUUUGUUUCAGUUUCUAUUUUCCUUUUUGAUUAGCACUUCUCUCUUCUUAGUAGAAAACCAGCAUUCAUUUUUUUACCAAGGUGAUUACUGAAUGGCAGGAGAAAAUAUGACGAACUUUGUGGGUGUCAUAUGAGAACCUUGACCUUCAAAUAUUUUUCCAGUACUUACCUGAUUAUCCAGCACCAUGAAAAAUAGCCAGAAACAUGUCAUGAUUGUCUUAUUUAUGAGAUUCACAUAUCAUUCUUUCCUGUGUCCUCUGAAUGUUUGAAUUGAUUUUUUAAGAUGGGAAGACGGACUAGCUGAACGUGUGGAGUAUGAUACUGAUGGAAAUGUCAAGACGGAGAUUGUUCGGACACCUUUUAUUCAGGUAAUGCCAUUAGACCAAAUCUCCCACCUUCACAGUGUCUGUGUGGGUUUCUAAUGUGUGGCGCAUGAACUGUGCUGCAGAUCCCACUUGGUGUUACAGAAGAUAGACUUAUUGGGUCUGUUGAUGUUGAAGAGUCGGUGAAAUCAGGAACAACAGUUUUCCAACCAGGACUCCUAGCUGAGGCACAUAGAGGUGUCUUAUAUGUUGACGAGAUAAACCUUCUAGAUGAAGGUAUUAGUAAUCUGCUUUUGAAUGUUCUUACAGAGGGUGUUAACAUUGUGGAAAGAGAAGGAAUCAGUUUUCGUCAUCCCUGCAAGCCACUUCUGAUUGCAACGUACAACCCUGAGGAAGGCUCAGUGCGGGAACACUUAUUAGAUCGAAUUGCAAUUAAUUUAAGGUAUUAUGGUCCUCUGAAAUGCUAGUUCUAGGAUGUAUGAAUCUCUUCUUGUCAAUUCAGUGCUUUUGUAGCAACUUCCUCUAGUCUACAGAAUAGGGCAUUUCUUACAGAUUCACAUUACAAUGUUCAGUACCCAAUUUAGAAAUCAGGAAGGUUUGCUAGAUUGUGGAGGAAUUGGCUGCAAACAUUAACGCAUAAGAUCAGACAGCCAAAUUUGGCAAUUUUUAUUCUGUGCGUUUCUUCACAUGCUCAUUCAGUCAAUGGAUGCAAUUGUUUCUAUGCGUUUCUACUCUGAGUGAAAUAUGUAUUGUUCGUCUCAUCAAGAAUACUUGAUUUUUCUUACUCACUUCGUGCUAAAUUUCUGCAGUGCAGACCUUCCACUGGGCUUUGACGAUAGGGUUGCUGCUGUUGGCAUUGCAACCCAAUUUCAAGAAUCUAGCAAAGAAGUUUUUAAAAUGGUCGAGGAAGAGACGGAUUUUGCAAAGACACAGGUAUUUCUAAGUAAAAUCAUGUUUUUACUUCUUUGGAGACCUUUCUUUCCGUUUCAAUUCAGCAUAUAUAUGUAGGAAUCUAUGAAAGGAUCCCGGGGUAUAGUAUCUGUGGAAACGUUUUGUGCUCAAUCAUGUCAACAAUCAAGUUCUGGGUGUUGGACUAUAAGAUGGUCUGGUAGUCAUAAUAAGGAAACCUGCUGUUUUAGAAUAUGUAUUUUGUAGGGUAUCCCUAAAUUGCAGAAGUCCAAUGGGGGAGGAUAAAAGGAAUAUGUUUCUACUUAAUUUGGCGAAUUUCCGUAGCAGUGAAGCUUGGAUUGUUCAUGCAAGUUCUUGUUGAUGCUUGUGGGUGAACAAGAACGAUUUUAGCUGAAUCGUUUAUUGAUUGAACUACAGUGCUUAAUAAGAUUGACGAGAGUAGUGGAUGGAAGAUAGUCCUCUGAUUAGUAGCUUUCAGUUGCUUUCAGUUAUGGGUUGAAGAGGGAAAAUGUCCCUGGGUAACUGAUUGAAAAUCGGAAUACCGGUAUUAUGGAACCUUGGACUUAAAUGAACUUGAAUAACGAUAAAGUGGAACCUUCCAAGCUUGGGAAUCAUCGACUUUGCAUAUAAUGAUUGAACCAUUUGGCUAACUUGACUCACUGCUCCUGCAGUCACUUUGUAUCUUAGUUGGUCUUUGGAUGAUAUAAAUUCAUACGAUGACAAAGAUGUAGAUCAUAGGAAACUUCAUCCUUACUUUUGAUAUACCACUCCUUUUUUUGUUAUCCUUACUAUGUAAAUUCCUUUUUUCCUCCUCUUGAUAAACGUGAUACUGAUGUUUUUGAGAAAAUCAAGGCUGAUAAGUAAAACAAUGUACACAGGAUAAAAGUAUGAGUCCGAACUUUUAUGCAUAGAUUUUAAGGUGACCAGGGGAAUGGUUCUGUACCAGAAUUCUCAUAUGAUGAGGCAAUGUCAAAAACACCUCUCAGGACCAUGUAAUAUUAUUUGAAUAUAAAAGUGACAUUCAAUUAUUUUCAGAUAAUUACGCCUUUUUAGAAAGAAAAUAAACCUUAAGUUCAAUUUAAUUUCAUUAUUAAUUGGGAUACCUAGAAAACUGCAAAAUCAAUGAAUAAAUUACAUUUAUACAAAAAUGAAAACAGUGGUAGAUCUGGUAUAACAUAAAAUGAAAGUGAGCUUAGCAAAUAAUGAUAUUUAAGUACGAAUAUCACGUUUCGUUGUAGGCUUCAAAUCUCAUGUCUCUGACACCAUUCUCUUUCUAAUAUGAUGUCUACCAGUCUCGAUGUGGUUGGUCCUUCAUGUGGCGCUGGAUUACUGGAAAGUAUUCAUGGAAACUUUAUUGUAACAGAAUGACUCUAUUUGGUGUUCAAGCUUCAUUCCAAUGUCUUGAAGCAAAAUUUUCAGCCCUAUCAAGUCUGCUUCACAGUGACCAUUUGAAGAAUUUGGAAAGAAGAUCAUGGUGUGUUAAACAUACAAUAAGUUAAUUUCCCUGAUAACGGAACUCAUUAAAAAGGAAACGUUAUUAUUACAUGUAAUGUGAUUAAAGUAGUUAUCUUAUUUACUGUUGAACUGAUCCUUUGAAAAAUAAUGUAUAUCUCAAGCAGAAUCCUAUGACUACGAAGUUCAUUAUUUGGUAUAGAACUGAAAUAAGAUAAUUUCAGAAUAGUGCAAUCAUAUGGCUAUUCCUAUGGGUGCCAGUUUCCUCUGCUAUAAUAGUCAGUCUGGGCGUUGUCAUCCCUAUAUUUAUCGUAUUGUGAAUGUUCAGAGACAUUUAUUUGAGUAUCAGCAAAAUGAUCUUCUUGUUUAGAUGUGACACCAACACUAUCCUGAAUACCAAAUGCGUUUGUCUGGACCUUGGUGACAAUCAUAACAGAGUUGUUGUUUUAAUAUCCCUAUGAAAGGGACAACGAAAUAACGGUAUUUCGUUUCCUGUUCUGAAAGUUAUUCCUUAUUUUAUGUCAAAAAAGUCAUCUGACUCACCUUUGACACCUGGUACGGAUAUUUGAAUGUGGAACGCCUAAGAUUCCCUGGGUUCUGUUAUUGAUGGAUGGCACCAAUGUUUUCAUUCCAUUGGGAAACUAUGAUUGUGAAAUGGUGGGAAAAUCAGGCAGUCCAGGAUUAUGUUUUAUCGCAGAGACAAAAGUUGUGUUUUUGUAUCAAUCUUGAUCGAACUUUAAGUUGAAUAAACAUUGUGGAAUGAUUCAUUCGAGAUCUCAACAAAAAAAAAAAGUGCAUGCAUUCAUUAGCAUCAUUAAUGUUUCUAUGUUCUUUUGGUCAUAAACUUCUAAUUUAAAGAUUUAUCGUACAGAUGGAGAUGUAUUUGGGAAUAUAUGUGGUAUAAUUUCCAAAGUAUGUCAUGUUUACAAGAAAUGUUUGCUAUUUUACAAGAAAUGUAUUAUUUUAAUCACAGAAUAGCAAGAUUAUGGCUGAAUAGUACAUAUCUCUUCAUCCAAAUUAUGUGAGGUCAUGAAGCAGUUCUGGAAUCUCGACUUUGACACAACGUCUUUUAUGCAGAUUAUUUUAGCAAGAGAGUAUUUAAAAGAAGUCAGUAUAACCAGAGAACAAUUGAAAUACCUUGUACUUGAAGCCGUACGAGGUGGUUGCCAGGUUCGUAUUACUGAACUCAUUUCUUGCACUUUUAUUUAAGCCAUCGUUGAUAAAGCGCAUUACAACUUUUUUUCUCUCUCUCAACUUCAGUUUUAUGUACACGAAUUAUUAUGUAGUUUUUUUUACUCGAAUACAUUAGAUAGCAUCAUGCUAUAACAUUAUCUGAUUUUCCUUAUCGGGGCUUGUAGUAUUUGUUGGAGAUCUGAUCUCAUAUAAAAAAAUUUGCUCUUAAAGAACCAUGGAAACAACCAAAGGAACCUAUGGUUGAAGGAAGAAUGAAGCUCAAGGUUCAAAGUCUUGCAUCUAAUUUCCGCUAGUUAAUGGAUAAAGUUUCGAACUUCAAAAUGCUGUUUCAAGGGAGAUAACAUGAGAAUUUAAGAUCGAGAGAUUUGAAGGAUACGAUUUCUUUGUUUCAGUUAUAGUUUGAGUUCAAACUAACGUUGUAUUCUGAGAGAACCUUGCAUUAUAUAACGAAACGUAGAGCCCAAGAAGGGGUCGGGGUCGAGUUUGGAAUUAUAUGGCUAAUUUUAAUUUCUCCCUCGUUCUGAAAUCCUAGUUAUCUCGAUCCAUUUCUCUCCUGUUUCGUUUUAGCCCUCUAUCAUCCACACAUUCCCUUUCUUUUCCGGAUCAGCUCUUCCCUCAAUGCUAGUGCCAUCUUCCUGCACCAUUUCUGCCUUAGAUAGCCCUUGGCAGUUUGAGAUUCAUCCCUGGCCGAGCCAACCAUUACUGAAGCGUAUGGGGGAAGAGCAGUUCCACCAUCUGUUACCUAUGGACAUCAUCUUCUAGAUAAGGCAGAUGUUUCUAAUAUGCAUGCGAUCAGCAGCUGCACCAACACCACUUGAAGACACCUAUGAGUAUGGUAAAAUUUUCUGGUAUCUUUAUUUCACCAAUAGGUUAUCUGCUUAGUUGUUCAAUCACAAGUUUCUCCUUAGAACCUCACUGAUCUCAACAUUAGGUCUUUCUCCUGACUCAUCUUGGGAUGUCAUCUCCAUUCUAUAUCAUCCAGAUAUCCAUGACAUAAUCACCUUCAGUCUAGUUUUUUGAGUGUAUUGUUCUCUUGCACAAGAAGAUAUGGAUGAUGCAAGAGUUUAAGUGAUGGUACUAUUUUCAUCAAUAUGUGUCGCCAUUUCUCGAAAGUUUUAUCGAUAGACCACGAGUUAUGUUGUAACACUGAAUUCUGUCACUUUUUUUAUUAUGAUUUGAAUGUGAUAUUAUCAGAUCCUUUAAAUUUUCUUGAAAAUACUGGCAACUAGUUGAUAAAAAGGACUUGUUGGCCCAGGGGCACCGGGCUGAGCUAUAUGCUGCACGAGUAGCGAAAUCUCUAGCAGCACUGGAGGGGCGGGAAAGGGUGAACGUUGACGACCUCAAGAAAGCAGUUAAGUAUAUUUCUGAUACAACAUCGUCACUAUUGGUUUAGCAUUGUCCCUGAUCGUGAAACAUGAUUUUCAACAUCUUUAAUCUGUUAAGGGUGCUUUGUUCCAAUCAACAUGAGCUCCAUAUUACUUUCCGUAGUUCUAACCUGAGAAGAAACUGCCCCCCCCCCCUUCUCAACUGGUUUAUGCCACGUUAAGCAGCUUAUGGCUUGCCAGAUCCUCAGAUUACUCUCAAUUUUUUUAACUAAGCAUAGAUUAUUGGGUGAGGUUUUUUGAGGGGUUUGAUAAUAAUAAUCAAAUUGCAUGGUCAUCCUAGAUUUUCUGUUGUGAAAAGUUUUUCAUCCUUAUUUCUCACUGCAGGUAGAGCUGGUCAUUCUUCCACGUUCAAUACUCAGUGAAAACCCACAAGAUCAACAAAACCAGCCACCUCCACCACCGCCACCCCCUCCACAAAGUCAGGAUUCCCCAGAGGAUGAGAACCAGGAAGAAGAUGAGGAGGUUGGUUUUAUAAGAAUCCCUGAUUUAUCUGAUUUAUCCAAGAAGUGAAUUUGGGAUAUUUUGCAUCUUUAACUGAAAGUGAAAUCAUGUGAUCUUGGUGAAUGGUGACCAGGAAGAUGAAGAUAAUGAAGAAGAAAAUGAAGAACAAGAGCCACAAAUACCCGAGGAAUUUAUAUUUGAUGCUGAAGGUGGUUUAGUUGAUGAAAAACUUCUCUUCUUUGCACAACAAGCACAGCGACGACGAGGUAAAGCUGGGAGAGCCAAGAAUGUCAUAUUUUCAGAAGAUAGGGGGCGAUACAUAAAGCCUAUGCUUCCAAAGGUUUGCCACCUUAUGCUGCAGUUUGAGGAAUGCUUUUGGUUGCGCACAGUAUCUUUAGAGUCCCAAUUCUGGCUCUCUAUGAGAUAAAGCAUUAGUAUUCACUGAUACGCUACACUUCUUAGUUAUCUAAUGUCAGUGGGGCAUGAAGGAACUAUCACUGGAUGGAAGAAUGAUAUUUAUCUGUUGAGGAAGCUAACUAUUUACAGGGAUUUGACAAAGGUUGUGUGUCUUGUCUUAUGCAGGGACCCGUGAAAAGAUUAGCUGUGGAUGCCACUCUUAGAGCAGCUGCACCAUACCAAAAGCUGCGUAGGGAGAAGGACAUUGACAAAACAAGGAAAGUUUUUGUCGAAAAAACUGAUAUGAGAGCAAAAAGAAUGGCUAGAAAAGCUGGGGCACUGGUUUGUUCACACCCUUCCAGAAAUAUUUUGCUGGAGUUUGUUUCCAUGUUACCAACCUAACAAGUAGAGGAACGUGGGAAUUUCAAUUUUCUAUAUAAAAUAUUUUAUAAUGUUUUAAACCUACGAAUUUGCUCACGCAGUUAUUAUGCGCACAAUUAGACAUUCUUCUUUCUCUGAGGAAAAGGUGAUUUACAUAUGCAUGACCGUUCAUUGUUUUGAUAUUAAUAGUGUAUUUAUUCUACAAGUUUUAUAGAUGUGACAGAUGUUUUUUGUUUGCAUGGAAAAGGAUUUUCUAGAUUUCGGCCGUCACAUUUUCUCAAUGAUUCUUUACUCAAUUGUGUUUCUUUCUCCAUUGUCAAAUUUGAGCAAUAUCACCUUUUACUUACAGCAGUAGUUAUAUACAGGUGAUUUUUGUUGUCGAUGCAAGUGGAAGUAUGGCGCUGAACCGCAUGCAGAAUGCAAAAGGUGCAGCGUUAAAGUUACUUGCUGAAAGUUAUACAAGCAGAGAUCAGGUACAAAUUCAACUACAAAAAUCAUGCGCCCAGUGUAGUUAUUCAGUCUAAUCGGUAGAUAGUUUCACUUCUAUCAGGAUUUCCGCCUUGGGCAUUCCUUCCUACUUGGCAUUAAGUUACAUAAUGACUAUCUUGUUAACAGGAUAUGUAGUUUUGUGUAUAUGUAUGAUUAGUGGCUUUGGUCCUCUUGAAUUCAUUCCUGGUAUGCAUUCAAUUCAUGAUUAUGAUGAUUAAGUCCUCUUGAAGCCUGUGUCCAGGAAUAUGAGAUAAUUCUUAUGAUUGUUGUGCGGAUUCCGAAAAGUUUCUCUUAAUGAUUUAAUCUUUUACCUCGCAACAAAUGUUAUCCUGCCCAAAUUCUGAUCACCCUGUGGCUGCCGAUUAUGGGGUUGGAUCAUGGCAAGUCAUCAUCACUCACCAUUCAAGGUUGAGGGCAUUCUUUUCAACAUAUAAUGAAACUUUCAUGCUAUAUUGGUGGACUUUCAUGCAAGGGAAAUCGCCGUCGUGUGCAGUGACUUAGAAACUAGAAGUAAUAACUGGUUUUCUUGUUUGAUCACAUGUCAGGAAGCUGCAUGAUGGUUGACAUGGUGAUAGAUAAGCAGGCUCAGGCAUUGGAUGAGUAUAUAUCAUGGCUAUACUGGUUCUAUGACAGUAAGACACACCAUCAAUCUGUCAGAGUUCGGUUCGCAUGAUUUUUAUGAUGAACCUAGGUCACUUUGAAAAAAAAAUAUAGAGACAAAGUAGUCAAGUAAACACAGAAGAAAUAUAUGUUGUAUGAUGAUGAUAUGAGAACACGUUCUCAAGGAGAGAAGAAAGACUGUUUAUAAAAAUCAGCAAUAACGAAAAGGAGAUCUCUCCUUAUCAGCGAAUCUCUCUCUUGUAGUUAUGAUCUCAGAUGUGUGAAAGGGAGCGAUAGUUUAGCACCACUAUUAAGGAUACUUGCAUAUUUCUUUCCUUGUAAUGAAAGAGACGUCUUAAAACUGUCACAGAAAAUUCUUUUUGUCUCUGCCAUGUUACAAGAGUAUGAAAUCUUUUGGGAAUGGGAGAAUAUUGGGGGGAGCUCUAAUCGAAAUUACUGAAUGGCUUGAAAACGUAAAACACUUCUAUUUUAUAUCACCCGUAAGCUCAUAUCCUUUACUGGUUAACUUUAAAACUAAAAAAGGAAAUAUAAAUCUCUAGUUUUCCGUCUAUUUGAAAUCCUAUAGAUAGGAAAAUAAUGUAAUUUUUCGAAGGAGUUCUGUUACUGUUAGAGGAACUCUGUUCCCUACUGUGUGCCUUAAUAUUUGUGAACCCAUUUGUCCAAUUAUCGGAGCAUAUCAUUGUUUAUGUCAAAUAUAAUAUAAUGUUGUUUUGGCAAUCAAUGAGAAGAUGAAUAAUGAUUAUCAUCGGCUAGUUUUUUGCAUUAAAAAGCGUUUCAAAUAGUCCCCAACAGUUCUCUUACUACUGUCUUUCCAUAAAUUUCUCCCUUCUCAACUUACUCUGUCAAGGUCUGUGUAAAUGUUCGCAAGACCUUUAUUUAUGCACAUAAGCUUAGUUAUUUGUUGUAAUAUCAAGGGGCUAUUAAAUUGGUAAAAUGUAAAAACUCUUCCAAUUUAUUUUAAAUAAAUACUGCAAUGAUUUUUUUUGCUCAUAUUCUAUUGAAAUCGUAGUAUAUUUUCUUCACAGUCAGAUCUGUAAUAUGCUUCUAACUUUAAAGAAUUUCCAUUAUUUUAAUAGAAAAGUUAUCCAGAUUAUAUCUAAGCCUGACAUUUCUUUGAAAAACUCAUUACUCGAGAAAGUAAAAGACGAAAAUCUUUAUAAGAGUAGUAUUGUUGUCUGAUGGAAAACAUUGAGGUUCUAAUUAUAGCAAUUUUUUAAGGACUAGGUUAAGGAUGAGGAUGGAUCAUGAGGAUAAGGCUAAGGCUGCAGACUGAUAGCAUUAAUGGAAGAAAAUUGUCGAGAUUGCAACAGUUGAACUAUGUUUUGCUUUCCUGAUGGCAGGUUAAGCUACAAUUAUCACGAUUAUUUGGCAUAUGUUCUUAUGUAUUUGACUGAUUGAUUAUGUUUUAUUCAGGUCUCGAUCAUCCCUUUCCGUGGUGAUGCUGCUGAAGUACUUCUACCUCCGUCAAGGUCAAUUUCUAUGGCCCGCAAACGACUCGAGAGAUUACCAUGUGGUGGGGGUUCUCCCUUAGCUCAUGGUCUUAGCACGGUAUUAUAUAACUCCUCUCAGUUCGUCCCUUUUUGUCUAAAUGAUUCCAUUCUGCCUACUGUAUUUGACAUCAUUAUAUGAUCAUGGACCAGGCUGUGCGGGUUGGGCUGAAUGCCGAGAAGAGUGGUGAUGUAGGGCGGAUUAUGAUUGUUGCAAUUACUGAUGGAAGGGCCAAUAUCUCAUUGAAAAAAUCCACCGACCCUGAGGCAGAAACACCUGAUACCCCUAGACCUUCUUCUCAAGAACUGAAGGUAAUUUCCUAAGGGACCCUGAGCCACUGAUUCUUUUCACCCGCCUCUCAGAAACUUAGCAAAUUUCCAUUCUAGGCUUUCAAUCAUCUAGCGGAUAUCUGAAUCGUUUUUAAUUUUUAAUAUAUUUAUUUUAUUCAUAAUCUUAUUUGAUGUGUUUUCCUUCAAGGAUGAAAUCCUGGACGUGGCAGCAAAAAUAUACAAGGCGGGGAUGUCCCUGCUGGUUAUUGACACAGAAAACAAGUUUGUGUCUACUGGUUUUGCCAAAGAGAUAGCUAGAGUAGCCCAAGGUAAGCAAUGUUUUGUUAGAACAAAUAUCUCUACUUUGCACAUAAAUUUCGCUCAUAUUAGUUCAAUUCUCUCAAAUGGUAUUCAGACCCUUGUCUCCCAUUUUGACUGCUAUGUUGCUCACAUAGUGGAGUAGAUAGAAAAAACUCAGCUUUCCCCUUAAACCCUGUAGUUGAAACAUAUGCACCUACACCACUCUCUGCCAAUCAGUUUUAACUUAGAUAGUUCAUUUUUCUCACAGAUUUGGAUCCCCAUUUUCAUAUACACCCAGGAUAAGCAUGGCAAGUAAACCCUGAACUUAAAAUAUAUGAACAUGUACCAGUAUUUACCAAUUAGUCUUAACUUGAAUGGGUUCAAUUUUCUCACAUAUUUAGAUCCCCAUUUUGAUAUCCCAACUUCUCUAUGUUCUGACAGGAAAAUACUACUAUUUGCCCAAUGCUUCCGACGCCGUCAUAUCUGCAGCCACAAAAGAUGCUUUGUCAGCCCUAAAGAGCUCCUAA